GAAAGUAUUUUGUACAUUUUCCCGAUUCAAAACCGGUUCAAAUUUUUUUUGUUGCAAAAACAAUGUAUUGUCAACAGAGGGAAAAUUUUUGCAUUUUCCACGGUAUUUUCAGCCACUUUGGCUGCCUGUGAGUGCAAUAUAAUAUGUGAUAUGUGUAGUCAGUUCAAAUGUCUUCCAGAACAAAUCAAAAACUCCCCGGAAUUGUGAUCAAAUACGCCUUUCUGACCCUUGCCUGUGUCCUCUGCUAUGGAAGUCACCUAAAUGGGGAUUUUGUCUUUGACGAUACAGUGGCAAUUGUGAAAAAUUGGGAUGUCACCAGACCGAUGUCUAUCAAGGAAAUUUUCCAGCAUGAUUUCUGGGGCUUCAAUCUCACGGACUCAUCCAGCCACAAAUCAUAUCGCCCCCUUACAAUACUCACAUUCCGCCUAGAGCAUUCCCUCUGCGGUCUCAAUGCUUUCCGGAUGAAACUCGUCAAUUUAAUUCUGCACAUCUUCGCGACUUGGCUCAUUGUCCCUUUCUGGGAGAGUAUCUUUUGCUCCCCAGAGGAUCAAAUUGUAGCAAUCGGGGCAGCACUUUUGUUUGCCAUUCAUCCCAUUCACACGGAAGCUGUUGCGGGGAUUGUAGGGCGGGCAGAACUUCUUGUGGCUGGCGUCUUUCUAACAUCACUCAUCCUGUACAAUACUCAAAUUGCUCGAAAGACUUUCUCACUCAAAAGUCUGCUAUUCUAUCUGGGAUUCUUUAUCUUGGGAACGCUGAGUCUUUUGCUCAAAGAAAAUGGCAUCACAAUUUCACUCAUGGCUAUUGCCUGUGAAAUCAUCCUGAACACAAAUCUCACCCAAAAGAUGAGAAAUUGGAGAAUUCCACUGAACUUCCCAGCCAAAGUUUUCAAGAGAAUCGUUGUUCUCUUGACGUUCUUCACUCUCCUCUGCGUCUUCCGGCUUUGGAUCAUAGACUUCAAAAGUCCGAGUUUUCGAGUUAUGGACAAUCCAGUGGCAGCUAGUGAGAGUUUUCUGACCAAAUCACUGAGUCAGAUGUACUUGUACGUUCUCAACUACUGGAUCAUUCUCUGUCCGGAUUGGUUGAGCUUUGACUGGGCUUUGGGAUCUAUUAGUCUCGUGGACACAUUCUUAGAUGCUCGUUUCCUCUCAAUUGUGAUAUUCUGGGCAUUUUUCCUGGGGCUUAUUUGGACAUCACUUAAUUCCCCGAAACAACUCACAGCUCUCUCUCUCAUCGUGAUACCUUUUCUCCCGGCAUGUGGGAUCAUAAAACUGGGAUUUGUGAUUGCUGAGAGAGUUCUAUACAUUCCAUCCAUUGGACAUUGUUUCCUGAUCUGCCUGGGAAUUCAGAAGCUUCUGGAUAUUGCUCCCAAAGCCAAAAAACUCAUUGCAAUUGCUGUGAUUCUCUUCGGGGUGAUUUUUGUGGCUAGAACUCGAAUAAGAGCCAAUGAGUGGACCACAGAAGAACUUCUAUUCUCCUCAGCUCUCAGAGUUUGUCCCAACAAUGCCAAAGUUCACUAUAACAUUGCCAGAUUGGCCACAGAUCGUGGGGAGAAGGAAAGAGCUUUCAGGUUCUACCAUCAGGCCAUUGAUCUCUUUCCGGAAUAUGAGUCUGCCAUCAUGAACUUGGGGAAUUUAUACAGAGAAAUUGGGGAUUUUCAUGAAGCUGAAAAGCUUCUCUUGCGUUCGGUGGAAUUACUGGAAGAAUUUCCAGCUGCUUGGAUGAAUCUGGGAAUUGUUCAGGCAGCCCUGAAGAAGUACAAUAACUCCCUGGAGAGUUACCAGAGAGCUCUGAAGUAUCGAAAAUUUUAUCCAACUUGCCUCUAUAACAUGGGAAAUUUGUUCAUUGAGAUGAAAAACACUUCAAUGGCUCAUCGAUAUUGGUCAGAAGCUAUUGCUCUGAAUCUCCGUCAUGAGAAAGCCUGGGCAAAUAUUUUGGCGUUGCUGGACAAUGAGGGGAAAACUGAAGAAGUGGUUAGGAUGUCAGCCAUUGCUCUCCAACAUAUUCCCAAUGAUCCGGCAAUCCUUUUCACAAGAGCCAAUGCUUUUGGCAAAAUGGGGGAUUUCCAGGAGUCUGAGAGACUCUUCCUCAGAGCAAUUGAAUUGAGGCCAGAUUAUGCAAUGUAUUACGCCAAUUUGGGAGUUCUGUAUCAUCGCUGGCAGAAACCGGUGAAGGCUGCUGAAUGGUACAGGAAGGCCCUCAAGGUGGAUCCGAAUCUCCGCAGUGUCCGUGAGAAUUUGUCCAAAUUGCAGAAGAAAUAAAUAAAAUUCUCUCAA
Phlebotomus papatasi is the source of this 2273-nucleotide messenger RNA. It is a transcript of the gene Tmtc4, whose product is annotated as protein O-mannosyl-transferase TMTC4. Gene Ontology annotation, molecular function: protein binding; mannosyltransferase activity. The coding region runs from base 168 to 2258 and encodes 696 amino acids. Gene Ontology annotation, biological process: protein O-linked glycosylation via mannose; endoplasmic reticulum unfolded protein response. The record is from RefSeq and is a predicted model, not a curated record. Gene Ontology annotation, cellular component: endoplasmic reticulum. Lineage: Eukaryota; Metazoa; Arthropoda; Insecta; Diptera; Psychodidae. The transcript has 5 exons.